Molecule: messenger RNA, 1733 nt
Organism: Quercus robur (English oak)
Lineage: Eukaryota; Viridiplantae; Streptophyta; Magnoliopsida; Fagales; Fagaceae
Product: WRKY transcription factor 55
Exons: 3
Coding region: 170-1252 (360 amino acids)
Biological process (GO): regulation of DNA-templated transcription
Molecular function (GO): sequence-specific DNA binding; DNA-binding transcription factor activity
Source: RefSeq, a predicted model, not a curated record
UGGAAUAAUUUCCUCAAUCUUUCUCUCUUAGUAUGAAUAUCAGCAUCAUCAAAGCCCACCGAAAGGUUUACAUCAAUCCCAUUUAAAUUUCCUCAUACUAUAUAUGUUCAAAUCUAAGACAAAUUAAGCCAAAGAAAAAUUAAGCAGAGAGAAAAAUCUCAGAUAAACCAUGGAGGAGAUAAAUCCAAUAUCUAUAAUCCGUCAAGGGUGUAAGUUAGCAAGAGAACUUGAAGCAAACCUACCAAACCUCACUGACCAGCACAACAUGCUCUUAACAUCCUGUGUUGAAAUCAUAAAGGUUUUCAAUACAGCAAGGGAACGACUAUACACUACUCAAUAUCGGGACCCCAUGUCACACAACCCCAUGAACAUGCUAAUCCGACAACCACAGGAGUCACAACAGACUCAGAUUGAAGCAGCUGCUGAUCUGCAGGGAUGGCUAAGGUCUAAUUACACCCCAGCAAUGGACAUAUUUCAAUUACAACUUCAAGCUGAUCAAAGCAGGAACCCAUUUGAGACGCAGAAAUUGGGGUCCGAUGUCCAUGUUGCAGCAGCUGGAAGAGAUCAUGCGGAAGCUUCUGCACGAUCUAGGAGCACAGGAGGAGGAGAGUUUCCGGUUCCACCAAUUGACGUAUCAGAUUCGGGUACUGGUAAUUCAUCCUCACAAAGACAGCGAAGAAGGAGGGAUGAUGGGGAGAGACGGACAUUGACGGUGCCUGUACCUCGGAUUGGAAAUACUGAGAUUCCACCGGAGGACGGCUUUACAUGGAGGAAAUACGGCCAGAAAGAGAUACUUGGCUCAAAAUACCCAAGAGGUUACUUUAGGUGCACCCACCAGAAGUUAUACCAAUGCCCAGCCAAGAAACUCGUGCAGAGGCUGGAUGACGAUCCCUACAUGUUUGAAGUGACAUAUCGAGGUGGUCACACAUGCCACAUGUCAUCCACGGCACCAUCAAUUCCACCACCACCUGAUCAAAUUUCACAUGACAUUGCCCAAUUUAUAGCUUCCCAGCCUCUACCAUCUAGUUCAGUUCCUCUAAGCAGUUGGCUCUCAAUGGACAGUCUAGGAAGGGGAGGAAGUGGUAGUGGUGCGGGUCCUUCCACCACACGAAGUGGCAAAGAAGUUGAAUUCCCGGUUGCAGAUAUGGCUGAUGUAAUGUUUAACUCAGGCAGCAGUAGUAGCAAUAGCAUGGAUUUUCUAUUCCAAGCCCCCGAAGAUGUUAAAUGGAAGCCAGGUGACAAACAAGGUUGAUCGAUGGACUAACAGGAAAUUUAAUAAUUUUGUGGAGCUGAUUAUGAUUUAUUUCUUCCUAUUGCACCUUUUACUUUUGGUAGUAAAGUAGAUCAAGCAUAUUUAGAGGUAAUAAAAUUCGAACCAUCCAUUUAUCGGCAACUUCAAGUAUGGGCAGAUCAAAAUUUUGGAACCGCACUUUGUGUAAACUUGGUGGUCAUAAAUGUCCACCUUACAUUACAUUAUAGUUAUUGAUCAUAUAUAGGAAGAGGUCUACACUAUACAAUGAGCUUUGUAUGCAUACCUGCCAGACUGACUGCUGCAAAUGGAUUUCCUUCUCCAUACUUGGGAAAGAAAGUAGCUAGGUAACCAAUCCUAAAGAUUUAUUAUCCGGCAACUUCUUCUUGUUAGGUCAACCUUAAUUGAGUUUUUCAGGGAUGUAACUAAUUAUUUGCUAACUUUUGUACCAUUUUAAUAUACUAUGUUUUUCAUGUGGCUUUUA